AUGAGUCAUAUUUUCUUUUCUUACGCACGAGUUUUGCACGCUCUGAGUCAGAUUCCAUACGCAGCUGCUAUUGUGACUGAUGUCAGCAGUACAUAUAAAGAGAAGAUCAUUGACGCUGUAAUACAGAAAGAAUGGAAUAUCAUUUUCCAUUUAUCAACGAAGCGUGAUGUUAACUGUGAAGCUAAGAUUGAUAGUAAAAUUGCGUUAUAUUUUAAAAAAACAGAUGAUGGUCAAUGCACAAAUCUUGCAAAUGCAACCAUUGUUUCAAAACUUGGAGCCUGUGAAGCUACAAUGUUCAACCAAACUUCAAGAAACAUUGCCAUUGGUUUGAAGUAUUACGUUAAAUUUCCACCAAUCGAUCCCUUCGAUUUUAAACAGGAGAAUGGUGAUGAAGUAAACAGUCAAACCCAAACGUUUUUACUUACGCAAGGUAAAUGCAUGGUGCACGGUCCAGUAUAAUACUCUUGAAAUUACUAUCAGCACAUUCAUUUCUAAGGAUAGUCAUGUGACGUAACCUUUCAAAUUUUAUUUGGGCUCAUUAAUUAUUCAUGUUGUUUCACAUUCUUUAUUUUGUAGUCACAAUGUAUUUGAUAUUAUUUCAUUUCCCAAAUAUAUUAGCACCAUCAAUUGAAGAGAAUACUACUCACACCUAA
Molecule: messenger RNA, 653 nt
Organism: Paramuricea clavata
Lineage: Eukaryota; Metazoa; Cnidaria; Anthozoa; Malacalcyonacea; Plexauridae
Source: the annotation of a GenBank genome assembly